CCCGGCAGUCUGCGGGCGCUGCGGAGCGAGCGCGGCCAUGGCGGCGGCCCCGGCGGAGGCGGAGACCCGGCAGCGGCUGCUGCGCACCGUGAAGAAGGAGGUGAAGCAGAUCAUGGAGGAGGCUGUGACGAGGAAGUUUGUGCAUGAGGACAGCAGCCACAUCAUCUCCUUCUGUGCCGCCGUGGAAUGCUGUGUGCUGUUCGGGCUGAAGCGGAGGGCGGCCGGCUUCCUGCGCAGCAACAAGAUCGCAGCGCUCUUCAUGAAGGUGGGCAAGAGCUUCCCCCUGGCAGAGGAGCUCUGCAGGAAGGUGCAGGACCUGGAGCAGCUCAUUGAGAACGCGAGAAACCAGGCCCAGGGGGUCCCGGAGAACGUGCGCAAGGUGCCCAAGCUGCCCAACCUGUCUCCUCAGGCCAUCCGGCACCUCUGGAUCCGCACAGCCCUCUUCGAAAAGGUCCUGGAUAAAAUCGUGCACUACCUGGUGGAGAACAGCAGUAAGUACUAUGAGAAGGAAGCUCUCCUGAUGGAUCCUGUGGAUGGGCCAAUUCUGGCAUCUUUGUUGGUGGGGCCCUGUGCACUGGAAUACACCAAGAUGAAGACUGCUGACCACUUCUGGACAGACCCCUCUGCAGAUGAGCUGGUCCAGAGGCACAGGAUCCACAGCUCCCACUGCCGCCAGGAUUCACCAACCAAGCGUCCGGCGCUCUGUAUUCAGAAAAGGCAUUCCAGUGGCAGCAUGGAUGACAGGCCAUCCCUGUCUGCCAGGGACUACGUGGAGUCCCUGCACCAGAACUCCCGAGCCACGCUCCUGUAUGGCAAGAACAACGUCCUGGUGCAGCCGACAGAUGACAUGGAGGCAAUCCCAGGGUACCUGUCCCUUCACCAGACUGCUGACAUCAUGGCACUCAAGUGGACCCCCAACCAGCUGAUGAAUGGCUCCGUGGGGGACCUGGACUAUGAGAAGAGCGUGUACUGGGACUAUGCCAUGACCAUUCGCCUGGAGGAGAUCGUGUACCUGCACUGCCACCAGCAGGUAGACAGCGGUGGCACGGUGGUCCUGGUGAGCCAGGAUGGCAUCCAGAGGCCACCUCUGCGCUUCCCCCGUGGAGGACACCUGCUGCAGUUCCUGUCCUGCCUGGAGAACGGCCUCCUGCCCCACGGGCAGCUGGACCCACCCCUCUGGUCACAGCGGGGAAAGGGAAAGGUGUUCCCCAAACUGAAGAAGAGAAGCCCCCAGGGCUCCUCCGAGUCCGCGUCUGACAAGGAGGAUGAUGAAGCCACGGAUUAUGUCUUCAGGAUCAUCUACCCUGGGACUCAGACAGAGUUUGUUGCCAUUAAUGGUGCUUUUCACCCACUCCUUGCACCUGUGACUGCUGGGAGAGGGAAGAUCAUGAAGAUUCCAGCUGGAAGCAAGAUGGUGGUGAUGCCCAAAUGGUGUCUGAGUGUCCCUGGCAGAUCCCAAGCUCUCCGUGCUGCUCUGGGCACCUCCUGGCAUCAGUUGCCCCAGGACCUGAUGGACCCUCCGGGGGCUGUCCUGCCCCCCAUGUGGCAGCCCAGCACCCGCAAAUCCUCCUGCUCCUCCUGCUCCCAGAGCGGCUCCUCCGACGGGGGCCCGGCCAACGGCUGCAGCCACGAGAGAGCUCCACUGAAGCUGCUGUGUGACAACAUGAAGUACCAGAUCCUGUCCCGGGCUUUCUAUGGAUGGCUGGCCUACUGCAGACACCUGUCCACGGUGAGGACCCACCUGUCAGCACUGGUGAACCACAACAUCGUGUCCCCCGAUGUGCCCUGCAGCGCCAGCGCGGGGCUCACCGUGGACAUCUGGCACAGAUACCUGCAGGACAGCUCGAGUUACGAGGACCAGGAGCUGCUGCGGCUGAUCUACUACGGCGGGAUCCAGCACGAGAUCAGGAAGGCUGUGUGGCCCUUCCUGCUGGGCCAUUACCAGUUUGGGAUGACGGAGGCAGAGAGGAAGGAGGCUGACGAGCAGACCCGGGCAUGCUACGAGCACACCAUGGCAGAGUGGCUGGGCUGCGAGGCCAUCGUCCGGCAGCGCGAGAAGGAGUCGCACGCCGCAGCCCUGGCCAAGUGCUCCUCGGGGGCCAGCCUGGACUCCCACAUCCAGAGGAUGAUGCACAGGGACUCCACCAUCAGCAACGAGUCCUCGCAGAGCUGCAGCUCCGGCCGGCAGAACCACGCCCGGCUGCAGAGCGACUCCAGCUCCAGCACCCAGGUGUUUGAAUCUGUGGAUGAGGUGGAACAGACUGAAGUAGAUUCUCAGCUGGAAGAUGGCAAGCAAAGCAAGAUCCCCAAUGGGACAGUCCCCAAUGGCACGUGUUCCCCUGAUUCUGGGCACCCCUCUUCCCAAAACUUCUCCAUCACAUCGGGCUUCUCAGAGCGCAGCUUCAGCAACGAGGACAGUGCACUGGAAACCACCAAAUCCUCAUCCAGCUCCCAGGGAAAGGCUGCUGGCUCCGACCUGCCAGCCCCACCAGACACGGAUGGUGUCCAGCAGGAGAAGCUGCAGGGCCAAGACAGCCUGGAAGGGGAAUUUCCCCCUGGUGGAAGCGUGGAUUUUGUCCCCAUGGGUGACGGCUCAGCGGGGCUCCUGCGUGACAGUGACACUGUGGCCCUGACUGUGGUGGAGAGCUGGGCAGACAGCGAGGCUGAGAAGCAGAGCCUGGUGGAGAGUGAGGACAACCUGUCUGAGGAGCCAGAGAUGGAGAGUCUGUACCCACAGCUGGACUCUCUGACUGUGACUGAUCUGACCAGCAGUGAACCAGCUGCUCUCUCCUCCACGGGGGUCACCUACUCUCCAGAGCUGCUGGAUAUGUACACGGUGAACCUGCACCGCAUCGAGAAGGACGUGCAGCGCUGUGACCGCAACUACUGGUACUUCACCCCUGCCAACCUGGAGAAGCUCCGCAACGUCAUGUGCAGCUACAUCUGGCAGCACAUUGAGAUUGGCUAUGUGCAGGGCAUGUGUGACCUGCUGGCCCCUCUCCUGGUCAUCCUGGAUGAUGAGGCUCUGGCCUUCAGCUGCUUCACUGAGCUGAUGAAGAGGAUGAACCAGAACUUUCCACAUGGAGGAGCCAUGGACACCCACUUUGCCAACAUGAGGUCGCUGAUCCAGAUUCUGGACUCUGAGCUCUUUGAGCUGAUGCACCAGAAUGGGGAUUACACUCAUUUCUACUUCUGCUACCGAUGGUUUCUCCUGGACUUCAAGAGAGAGCUGGUGUAUGACGAUGUCUUUGCUGUCUGGGAGACCAUCUGGGCUGCUGCUCACGUCUCCUCUGCUCACUACGUGCUCUUCAUAGCCCUGGCCCUGGUGGAGAUGUACCGGGACAUCAUCCUGGAGAACAACAUGGAUUUUACAGACAUCAUCAAGUUUUUCAAUGAAAUGGCCGAGCGCCACAACACCAAGCAGAUCCUGAAGCUGGCUCGGGACCUGGUGUAUAAAGUGCAGACUCUGAUUGAGAACAAAUGAAGGACCUGGAGCAGACGAGGCACCCAAAGAGCCAGGACUCCCCUCCGACGCUCCCUCCCUUCUCCUGUCUCUCCAAGUGCCACCUCUGUGGGACUCAGGUGGUGGGACACGUGCUGCUAUGUGAGCUGGGAGUCCCCUGGGCUCAGCACAGGCCCAGGCUCAGACCUUCUGCAGUGACUCAACCAAAGAUCCCUCCAGGUGUGUUCCUGUGCCUGGAGCAGGACCAGGCAGUGGCUUCCUGGCCUCGGAGCAGCUGCUGUGGCCACCAGAACUGCCCAGGCAUUGCCACAUCCCAGGGUGGAGCUCGGGGGCUGGGGGAGCAGAGUUUGGUGGCACAGAGGGAGAGCUGAUUCCUUGGAAAGCUGCUUCCUUGGGCAGCCCUUCCCUGUGGGGUGGGAAGGCAGCCAGCCCUGCGAGCCCGGGCAGCACAGGGAUGCUGCCAGUGCUCAGCUUCUCACCAACACAGCGAGGUUCUGCCAGUAAUGGGGGGGACUUGGAUCACAGGAAUUCCUCUUUCGAUCUUGUCCCUCAGUGCAUUGCUUCCCCUUCAGUGUUUUCUUUUUUUAGGGCUCUGUUUUCUCCCUGGGAUUUUACAUUGUUCCUACAAUAUCUGAGCACACAAGAGGUUCGUGUCUGGAUGGAUUUUCAGAACAGCUCCAAAUUCAGCGUUGGGGUUAUUUUUCAAAAUCCAGCCUCUGUAAUGUUCUCUGAACACUGGGAAAUCUGGUCCUGACCUCCUCUGGGAACUCCAGGCUGGAGGUUUUCUUACCUGCCUUACUUUAGCUGCUUGUGGUAGGAGUCUGGUCUCUUGUUGUUCCUCUGAGCUCUUGUGAGGGAAGGGCUCCUCAGAAGGCAAGUCAGAGCUCCUGAUUAUCCUGACUUUCCCUCUGACACCUUCAGGCCUGGCUGUUGAGUCCCCUAAACCCACUGAGCAUCUCCAGUUAGGUCUUGGUGGGCUUUUCCCACAGGCCUGUGAGAGGAAAAUAGCCCAAGGUCCCUGAGUGGGCUUUGCUUUGGGAAGAUGCCCUUGUGUGCAGGCCACUUUUCCUGCACAGCCUGGAGCCCAGUGCAUGAAGUGCCUCUCCAGCUGCUGUGUCCCACACAGGCUGCCCUGCAGAGGCUUCGGAGUAAUUUUUCAACUCAGGUAAAAACAAUACAGGAAAAGGAGAGGGGUGGGUGGGUGGAUUGAGGGUCCAGCCCAACCAGGAGGGCAGUGCUGGGCUGGAGCUCUCUCUCUGAGGGUACUUUCUCUCAAGUUUUGCUGCAAACUUUUGUGUUCCCCUUGGUGCAAUGUGUGCUGUGUGUGUGCUCUCCUCUGGCCCUGCUCCUGCCUUGCUGCUGGAGUGCUCCCACAGGAGGGAAAGGGGCCCUUCCUCCCUCCUCCUGUGCAUCAUCCGUCUGUGCUGGUUUGUGUUGGCUCGUGGCACGUGUCAGAUGUUGCUGGCAGAAAAAAGGUGGUUGUCAGCCUGCACAGGAGAAAAACUGCUGCUUCAGGGAAGGGCUGAGCAGCCUGGUGGAGUGGUUUGCUGUUUCUGAGCAAAUCAGCAAUUUUCUGUGUUCUGGGACAUGGAGGUCACAGCUGGAAAAGGCAGUGGCACAUCCUGAACCCUUUGGGGAAGGGGCUG
Molecule: messenger RNA, 5109 nt
Organism: Melozone crissalis (California towhee)
Lineage: Eukaryota; Metazoa; Chordata; Aves; Passeriformes; Passerellidae
Gene: SGSM1
Product: small G protein signaling modulator 1
Exons: 26
Coding region: 38-3484 (1148 amino acids)
Biological process (GO): activation of GTPase activity
Molecular function (GO): GTPase activator activity
Source: RefSeq, a predicted model, not a curated record